Galendromus occidentalis (western predatory mite) is the source of this 918-nucleotide messenger RNA. RefSeq names its product acetylcholine receptor subunit beta. Gene Ontology annotation, biological process: monoatomic ion transmembrane transport. Gene Ontology annotation, cellular component: membrane. The record is from RefSeq and is a predicted model, not a curated record. The coding region runs from base 1 to 918 and encodes 305 amino acids. Lineage: Eukaryota; Metazoa; Arthropoda; Arachnida; Mesostigmata; Phytoseiidae. The transcript has 7 exons. Gene Ontology annotation, molecular function: extracellular ligand-gated monoatomic ion channel activity; transmembrane signaling receptor activity.
AUGGUGCGACCGAUGCGUAAGGACGACCAAUGGAUGUAUAUCAGAGCAUUUCUGUACGUGACCGGGAUCCGUUACGUGGACGUUUCCGCCGAUAAAUUCAGCAUUAUAAUGUUGGUCUGUUUGAGUUGGAACGAUCCCAGAUUGAAAUGGGUCCCUCGGAGGUUCGCAAACAUUGAAAGUAUCCGAGUCUCCGCAUAUAGCAUAUGGACACCGGAACUGGUUCAGACGUUGUCCAUCGGAUCGAUAUCACAGAACAGAGAGUUUCCCCUGAGCGUCGAUUAUAAGGGAAAUGUCUCGGAUUGUAUGACGAGGGAGAUCGUUUCGAACUGCUAUAUGGACUUCUACAACUUCCCGUACGACACGCACGACUGUGAUCUCGCGUUGGAGUUGACAGGGAUGCGAAUCGAGAGAUUAGCCCUCGAAGUCGAUCCAGUGGAAUCUUACGAGGAGAAGAACGGCGAGUGGCAUCUCCUCUACAGAAACAUAUCCUUGGACCCUUCAGGCCCGAUGGUCCUAACGUUCUCCCUGACUCGCGCGAGCUCCCAUUACAAAGCAACGGUGUUCAUGCCAACCUUGGCAAUACUCCUCGCAUCGGUUGGUGCAUCUUGGAUCCCAUCUGUCCACAGUCGACCGCGCACUUCGCUGUUGGCGGGGCUGCUGUUGAUAAACGUCCUCCUCUCCCGACACACCUGCCGUCUCGUUGAAGGAACGCAGACGCUGCCUCGCAUCGUCCUUCUGCAGAACGGGUGUCUCGGAUUCCUCACAAUCGGCAUAAUCAGUAGUUGCGUGGCCGAGUUCGUUCACAGAACACAAUCUCAAUGGACAGCUUCCUUAAAGCAAAUGCAGGGCGUGGUCGACUAUUACCUUCUGCCAGCUGCUGGAAUCUUCCUUAUGGUGGUGAACCAGAUUGUUUCAUAG